GAAAGAUGGUGUCCCUAUAGGCUAUAAAGGAAGCACUUUCCACAGGGUAAUAAAGGAUUUCAUGAUCCAAGGAGGUGACUUUGUAAAUGGGGACGGCACUGGAGUAGCCAGUAUAUACAGGGGUCCGUUUGCAGAUGAAAACUUUAAGCUAAAGCACUCUGCUCCUGGGCUGCUCUCUAUGGCAAACAGUGGUCCAAGUACCAAUGGCUGCCAGUUUUUCAUUACGUGCUCCAAAUGUGACUGGUUGGAUGGAAAACAUGUUGUGUUUGGUAAAAUUGUCGAUGGGCUGUUGGUCAUGAGAAAAAUUGAAAAUGUGCCUACGGGUCCAAAUAACAAACCCAAGCUGCCAGUUGUGAUCUCUCAGUGUGGGGAAAUGUAAAGCAAUGAAACAGAAACGU
Messenger RNA from Eurypyga helias (sunbittern), 398 nucleotides. It is a transcript of the gene PPIH, whose product is annotated as peptidylprolyl isomerase H (cyclophilin H). The transcript has 6 exons. Gene Ontology annotation, molecular function: peptidyl-prolyl cis-trans isomerase activity. The annotation marks the transcript as partial. Gene Ontology annotation, biological process: protein folding; protein peptidyl-prolyl isomerization. The record is from RefSeq and is a predicted model, not a curated record. Lineage: Eukaryota; Metazoa; Chordata; Aves; Eurypygiformes; Eurypygidae. Gene Ontology annotation, cellular component: intracellular membrane-bounded organelle.